CAGCAGAAGCAGCAGCAGGACCAAAGCAAGGAUGCCGACGCCGCCUUGACGAUUGUUGCAAAUCGAGUGGGUGGGUGGCUUUUCAGGAAUCUCGGCAGAUGUGCAAUCGAUACACGACGGUAUGGUAGGCAGCGAUGCGUUGGGCGCCAACGGCCAGUUUCGCUCGGUGUAUCGUUCGAAUCGGACGCGCUUUUCCGGAGUAGCUCGGAUUGAUCCGUAUGACCGCAGGGCACACGUUGUCUUGAGUAGGGUGGAAGUUUGACUUGUCAGGGUUGACUGUUUUUUGUGGUGACUGCGGGAAAAUCAUCAACGGAUUACGCGGUUCGCGAGAGACCUCCGCUGAUAAUGUUUUAUUGGUGAUCGAGGGCACCAUUUCUGGCGCGGGGUUUUUUUGCAGUUGGUCACGGUGCAACAGCUUUUCGAAGGGCUUAGACGUGUGCUUUUUAUGUGACGAUGUGAACCUGGAAAAUGUGCUGUGCGUGGCUGUGUGUAUGUGUCGUCGAAAGUUAUGAUUAUUACAUUGCAGUGCCAUUGUAGAUUUACACGGGCUUUCGGAGUUCAGAUUUGGAAAGUUUUACGCGCCGUGAUUUUCCAAAAUUAACGACUGCUCGUUGAUCGAACGACGUCGUCGGUGACCGGCUGCACCGAAGUGGGUCAUCAAAUGACCAGUGAUGCGAAGAAGAAAUCGACCGGCGAAUUCAAAGGAAAAUAAUCGACAUUCAGUGGGUUGGUCGGUUUGCCUCCGGUCAAGAGCUAACCAGGGAGAAAGUUUGGUGAACUGUGUAUAAUUAAUCUUUAUUAUUAUCGUUCUGAAAGCCAUAUUUCGAGAAGGGUUCUCCGUGCUUCUCGAAUCCGACCUUAAGAACGUGGAAAAAGAAAAUCCUAUAGCAGAAGCGGAAAAUCACCAGUAGCAGUAGCAGCACGUGGCAGAGCAACAAUCAGACUCCAUUCUCCAUUGGGAGGGGCCAAAACAGCAUAAAAUUAGGAAUAUUGGAUAAUUGAUGACUAAGGGGUGGUAACCAACCUGGCCUCUGGCCGUGAACGGAGAAUAACAAAGGUGAAUUGACAGUCCGUGAAAUGAGCACGACGAAAGGUCGAGACGAGUCGAACGAAAGCUGAAGCGUGAAAACGGAACGGUUACGGAUUUAAAAUUUGCAUUUUUGAAAUUGUGUCGAGAAAGGGAUGCAAUUUUCAGGACGCGCCAUCGUUGGAGACAAGCACGAACAGCCACAGAGCCGCAGAUGAAAAACCCAAUUUAAAUCCGAUGCACUCGAUCUGUCAAGCUAAAUUUGAUUUAUCGACACAUCCACGACGUCAAACAGUGGAUUAAUUCAGAGCCCGAAAACGACAUAAUUGUUAUUUGAUUAUCCAGGAUUGAUCCCUAAAGACUACCGUUUUCCCAUCUGGAUGUAACUCGUUUAGCCUAUUGAAUCGCUGCAAAGUUUGAACAUUGCUUUUUUGUAUUGCAGCUGUUGUCGAUUGUUAAAAACUGCUGAUACGUCGAUUGGCAACGACUGAUUGUUGGUUCAACAGUAUCGUUUUUCUGUGAAUACACCUCACAGAACUCAUUAUGCGUCUGUAAACCGUGAUGAUACCAGUACACGACAUAAACAAUAACAUGAAACAAGUCUCAAAUCGAAGUCAAACUAUCAUCACACCAAAAUCGCCAUCGCUAGAUGGCAUCGAGGAACAGUGAAAUUAUUUAAAACAGUGCUUUCGACGAUUCAUCAACCAGUCAUCACAAAACUCAACAACACACGUAGAGCAGGAAGGACCUUUUCAUACGAGUACUCUUGUCGUCUGGGCUGUGAACACAGUGAACAAGCGGUUCGACAGGAGAUAAAAGUUAAUUAAAAGUGAUGUGUUCGAAAGCGAAGAGAGCAUCCAACGGCGUUGAAUCCGGUGACGAUCAUUACGAGCACCAUCUUCGCCCCCACCACAACACUCUCCAUCACCAGCAGCGGCAUCAGCAAUCAUCGGCAAGCAACAUGCAGCGAAGCACCCGUCCAUCAUCGAAAGCAACACGCUCGGUAUGGCGAACCAGCAGCGGCGAAAGUCAACGACUCAGCGUGGUGUCGUGGGUGCUGAUUGGGCUGUGCGUCGUUCUACCAGUGAUAGAUGCCCUACUAGAUGUUCAAGUCACAGUACCACGAGCAGUUCGAAGAGGAGACAGUGCUGUACUGUACUGCUACUACGACAUGGGAGACGAAAAACUGUACUCGGUCAAGUGGUAUAAAGGCCGACGAGAGUUCUACCGAUACACUCCAAAAGAAACACCACCAAUGAAGGUAUUUUCCGUGCCAGGAGUGCAAGUUAAGCGCGUAUCCUCCAACGAGAGCCAGGUGAUGCUGAACUCGCUGAACAAUUUGUCAUCGGGCAGGUACAGCUGUGAGGUGUCAGCGGAAGCUCCAUCCUUUCACACGAUGAUCGUCACGGGCGAUUUGGAGGUUUGCGAGGUUCCGAAGCACGUGCCACUCAUACAUGGGAUUCGACAACGGUAUCGGUUGGGAGACAUCCUCCGGGGAAAUUGCUCCUCGGCUCACUCGCGACCAGCUGCCAAUCUGACGUGGUUCAUCAACGAGCAACCGGUUAAUCCCUCACAUAUAAAGAACCAUAAGCCGUUUAGAGACCGCAAUUCCGACCUGGAAACUUCGACCAUUGGGGUGCACUUUGUUGUGAGCAAUCAUCACUUCCAGCACGGAAAGCUAAAGAUUCGCUGCACAGCACGAAUCCACGAUAUCUACCUUCAAUCGACGGAGAAAACCAUCUACGAAGAGCGGCCCCACGUUAUAUCCGCUGCUUCAUCCUCAUCCAAUGGCAAUGGAAACAAUCAGUUACACAACAUUCCUUACGACCAGUUCCAAUUGGACAACGAAGUGGACCGGAAGGACUACAUGACACACUUGCAGGGGGACAUGUCAUCCUCGGCGUCCGGCAGUUUGCCCUCGGUGACGAGAUCGGUGCCAUCAAUCAGAUCAUCCCGAUUUCUGGCGGUGCUGCUGGCGGAGGCAACAGGGCUGCUAAUAGUUUUUCACCAUUUGCUCAAAUUCGGCACGAUUUCCAUAACAUGAUUCCGUGACGUGCAUUAGUGAUGUGAUUUCGGGUUUAACUUGCUGCUCGUUUUUUUUUUGUUUGUUUUUUUCGUAUGCCACAAUUGGAGGGAAAGAAAUGGCAACACAAGAGAAAGCAUCUACGGAUUUUUUUCGCCAGCUUUUUGUUUGGAGGUUUUAUUGCUCUUGCAAGUCAGUGUGUAUGUGUCUCGGAUCGGAAGUGAGUGUGCAUGAGGAGAAACUCCAGAAGAAAAAAAAAGAACCGGAAAAUCCCCAACCCAUUUUUAUGGUUGUUCUACUUUUUCCCGAAUGUCAGUUCCCCGAAAGUUGUUUCUGGAAACUCCAGUUCCCUCAAUGUAAGUUCCCCGUAUACCCUGUUCACUCGAAUAGCGCAUUUCCUCGAAACGGGUACGAGAUUUUCCGUAACAGUAAAAUUGGCUAUCCAUUUUCAUGUUAGUUCUACUUUCAACCGAAUGUUGUUCUCUAAAAGUUAUUUCCACAAACUCGAGGAAUUGGAGUCAUAUCAGUUC
This is a messenger RNA of Aedes aegypti (yellow fever mosquito), 3580 nucleotides long. RefSeq lists its product as uncharacterized. The transcript has 9 exons. NCBI's taxonomy places the organism in Eukaryota, Metazoa, Arthropoda, Insecta, Diptera, Culicidae. The record is from RefSeq and is a predicted model, not a curated record. Bases 1860 to 3071 code for a protein of 403 amino acids.